Aspergillus mulundensis is the source of this 1443-nucleotide messenger RNA. It is a transcript of the gene ergS, whose product is annotated as protein ergS. The transcript has a single exon. NCBI's taxonomy places the organism in Eukaryota, Fungi, Ascomycota, Eurotiomycetes, Eurotiales, Aspergillaceae. The record is from RefSeq and is a predicted model, not a curated record. Gene Ontology annotation, biological process: phospholipid homeostasis. The coding region runs from base 1 to 1443 and encodes 480 amino acids. Gene Ontology annotation, molecular function: aminoacyltransferase activity.
AUGUCUAAGCAUAUAUCAAACGCAACGCCGGCCAUCACCGCGAAACCUCGCGAAAAGGUCUUGCAUGCUGAUACAAUCGGACGCUCACUAUGCCAACGUCAAUUCCGCCCAGCACAAGAUCCACCAGCCUCGACAGCACCGCAUCCCUUUAACCUGAAACCGACCUUUCACACCAAAGCCCCAGCCCCGCAAUGGCUGGCAGUCCCGGGCCAGCACCUCCCCGGCAGCGCAACCACCUCCUCCGAAACCCUAAUGACCGAGUCGCAUCGGACAACCUCCUUCAGCCGCCGCAGUCCACCGUCGGAAAGCGAGCAUAGCAGCAAUUUGUCCGACUCCGCCUUGAAAUACCCUCGGGUCGUUAGUCUAGGGGGUACGGCCACAGUCCAGGACGCGGAGAGGCUAGCGGCCGAAUACGGACUUCCCUCGCAAAUGGGGCUGCUGGAUCCGAGUUAUACUAUAUUCGUGGGUUAUGAGGGACACGGAGGACUAUGCUUCAAGGUCUUGAAUAAGGUUGCCGUCGUAAUGGGGGACCCGAUGUGCAAUGCGGUCGAGAUUGCAGCCCUCAUGGCCGAAUUCAAGCUCUAUCGGCGCCGGAAAGGGUGGCGCAUGUCUGUUCUCGGCGCAGGGGCGAAUCUCGUCGAAUACUAUAUGGCUCGAAAGCGAAAGUCAACAAUCCUCAAGUUUGGAAACAAUCGCGUCCUCAACCCGCUGACCAACGAGGUCGUCCACGAGAAGAGCGGGAAACGCAUACUCACACAGAACCGACAGCUCCUAAAUCCCAGCAAGGGGGGUCUUAUGCUGGACAUCUACACCCCGUCUCUGCAUGGCACAGACUACAAGCUGGAGUGGGAGUUGAGUUCGUUAUACCACGAAUGGUGCAUCGCACGGAAUACCGCCGCCACUAAGGACAACAAACCACAAGCCUUUAUCACGGAAUACGAUCCUUUCCUCAUGUCCUCGCUCAUGACAUAUAUCUACGCCCGAGACGAACACGGGGGAGUUGCCGGCUUCGCAGCCCUUCGCUGGGUCGGUAUGAAGCAGGGCUACCACAUCGAUCCGUGCAUUGCUGCGCCCGGUGCAAAGCAAAAAGGCAUAACCGACCUUCUCCUGUUCGCUUCCAUGGCACACCUCCGCCAACUAAACAUCUCCUAUUUAAGCAUCGGCUAUGAGCCUUCCGAAUCCUUGCCCGACAUCUCACCAUCGGCGAUCCCGGUGUCCCUUGCACACCUAGCGGACAAACUGUAUCGAUAUACGUUCCAGCGUCUUCCACUCUCAGGAAAGAAGGCGUACUUUGACAAGUUUCGGCCUGAUGAUGCACAAAGUGAACCCGUCUACCUUAUCUUCCCGUCCAGAAUGCCUAGGCCGAGGGAUGUCGUGGCGGUCGCGCAUGUCGCCAAUAUCAGGAUCCGCAGGCUGCUGUUUCAUGGUGGGCGUGGGUUAUGA